AUGCCUCUCAUAGCCACUAACCCCAAACCUCGAAUAAUUCUUGGUCUCAUGAACUUUGGUCCAGACCCAUCCACUGGCGCACGUAUAACCUCAUUAGAUGAAUACAAUACCUUCCUCGAUCAUUUUCAAGGCGCCGGGUACAAUGAAGUCGAUACCGCACGUACAUAUGUUGGAGGGAAACAAGAAGCUUUCACACGCGAAGCAAAAUGGCAAGAAAGAGGCUUAACCCUGGCCACGAAAGUCUAUCCAACAGAAGCGGGAUUGCAUACAGAAGCAGAAAUAACAAACAGAUUCGAGACGAGUUUGAAAGAGUUGGGGGCCGACUGUGUGGAUAUAUUCUAUUUGCAUGCUGCUGUUGGUUCAUCUCAAUCAUUCGAAAUAUCAACGAGUACUGAUAAGACACUAGCUGCUCUCGACAAACUCCAUAAGCAAGGCAAAUUCGUCAACCUAGGACUCUCAAACUUUACGGCCUUUGAAGUUUCAGAGAUAGUUAUGCAUUGCAAAUAUAACAAUUGGGUGCGGCCAACAGUAUACCAGGGAAUGUACAAUGCCAUUACCCGUUCCCUGGCCUCCGAACUCAUUCCAUGCUGUAAACGCUACGGUAUUUCUGUCGUCAUUUACAACCCCAUCGCAGGCGGUCUCUUUUCAGGAGCCUACAAGUCAUCAGAGAUUCCAACCAGUGGACGUUAUAGCGAUGCCGUGGGAAAGUUAGGCGAAAUGUACAGAAAACGCUAUUGGAAGGAAUCGAACUUCGCCGCAUUGAAAAUGAUCGAACCAGUCGUUCAAAAACACAAUCUGACAAUGGUGGAGACUGCAUUCCGAUGGUGUAUACAUCAUAGCGCACUGAAUGUUUUGGAUGGGGAUGAUGGAAUUAUCAUGGGAGCGAGCAGUAUUGAACAAUUAGAUUCAAAUCUCAAGGAUUGUGAGAAGGGACCAUUGCCCGAAGAAGUAGUGAAAGCUUUGGAUGAGGCUUGGGAGGUUUGUAAAGCAGAUACACCAAAUUAUUGGCAUUUGGAUUUGAAGUAUGAUUAUGAUACUAGGAAGGCACUGUUUGGCGUAUAG
Botrytis fragariae is the source of this 1062-nucleotide messenger RNA. RefSeq names its product putative aflatoxin b1 aldehyde reductase member 2 protein. Lineage: Eukaryota; Fungi; Ascomycota; Leotiomycetes; Helotiales; Sclerotiniaceae. The record is from RefSeq and is a predicted model, not a curated record. Gene Ontology annotation, molecular function: oxidoreductase activity. The transcript is spliced from 2 exons. Bases 1 to 1062 code for a protein of 353 amino acids.